This is a messenger RNA of Aureobasidium uvarum, 2220 nucleotides long. The record is from the annotation of a GenBank genome assembly. NCBI's taxonomy places the organism in Eukaryota, Fungi, Ascomycota, Dothideomycetes, Dothideales, Saccotheciaceae.
AUGAGUAACGAAUUGCAGUGGUCAGGACAGUUCAUAGCGUCUGCUGCGAGCAACUUGGCUGGAGACAAGAUCGUCUUGCCUCAAUCUGCCCUUGAACAACUACUCUCGGCUGCCUCAACAGCUGCCGCCGCCACAGAACAACCCGAAAACGACUUUCAUACCUACUCUUCGUACUACGCCGGCUCACGACCGUCCCAAAACCGUUUCGACGAACCCAAGAAUCAACUACCGCAUCCUCUUACCUUCCGUCUGGUCAACGCAACCAAUGGCCGGGUCGUCUAUGCAGGCAUCCGCGAGUUCUCGGCCGAAGAAGGAUGCGCUACGCUCAGUACUUUUCUCAGCCAAGCGUUGGACCUGAAAGACGAUGGAGCACAAGUCACGAUACACGCACGACAAAUACCAAAGGGCACCUUUGUUAAGCUACGGCCACUCGAGGCUGGCUAUGAUCCCGACGACUGGAAAGCCUUGCUAGAACAACACCUGCGCUCAAACUACACCACCUUGACUCGUGGUGAAGUUCUGGUUGUGCCUGGUCCCGCACGAGAAGAGUUCCGCUUUCUCGUUGCCUCGUUCCAACCAGAGUCAGAUGCCGUAUGUGUCGUGGAUACCGAUCUCGAGGUCGACAUCGAAGCCCUGAACGAAGAGCAAGCAAGAGAGACACUGGCCAAGAUCGCUCAAAAGAUACAAAAGAAUCAGCGAGGCGGAGAAGGCAGUUCCACUGGAGGCGACCUGGACGUCUUCAACGCUCAGCAGGGUCAGAUCGCGCCAGGAGACUACAUCGACUAUCAGCUGCCAUCAUGGCCAAGGGCCCAGCCGCUCGAGAUCGAGGUCGAAGGCGCAGAUCUGGACGACGAUGUCGAUCUCUUGGUGUCGCCCUUCUCUGCACGUCAAAGGAACAGACCUCGCAUCGAUGAACACGUCUUUGGUGACUUUAGUGGGCGACAGGCGAAGGGAAUUCGUUUAGAAUCCUCGAACGUUGAGCUCGAAGAUGCAGAGGCUUUGUGGAUAUCUGUUCAUGCUUUCCGCGGCGAACACGAUCAGAGUUCUGCAAAACCUCGUCAGUUCACUCUGCGUGUCAAGGUAGGAGACUCGCAAUCUUCCGAAUCAAAUGGGAACUCGGAGCAGCCACCAAAUCCGGAAGACGUUCGUUGCAAGAACUGCGGUCAAUGGGUUCCUCAACGAACACUCAUGCUUCACGAGAACUUCUGUUUGCGCAACAACAUCCUCUGUCCUCAGGGCUGUGGUCAAGUCUUCCAGAAGCGCUCUCCAGCAUAUAAGAAGCACUGGCAUUGUCCACACGAUACCUUCUACGGCAACAGCAUUGUUUCCCAGCAAAAACACAGUCACCUCUUCCAUCCCUCAUCACCGUUCGCUUGCCAGUCAUGCAGCACAGCCACCACAUUUUCUUCUCUCCCUCAGCUCGCGUACCACAAGACCUCCGUAUGCCCCUCAAAACCGAUUCUUUGUCGCUUCUGUCACUUGUCGGUACCACAGGAAGGUGACCCUGAUGUGCCAAACCCCGAAGCAUUGCUUUCAGGCCUUACGCCACAUGAGUUGGCCGAUGGUAGCAGGACAACAGAAUGCCACCUCUGCUCAAGAAUUGUGCGUCUGCGAGAUAUGGAUACACAUCUCAAGCAUCAUGAUCUGACCCGCAAGUCUCGCUCUCAGCCUCGGAUCUGUCGUAAUGCCGUCUGUGGCCGUACGAUAGACGGCACUUCUCACGAUGGCAACACCAGAGCAGCCGUCAGAGACACGGGCAAUGACAUAGGCUUAUGCGCAGCGUGUUUCGGACCAUUGUACGUCAGUAACUACGAUCCAGAAAACAAGGCUCUAAAGCGAAGGAUCGAGCGACGAUACCUGACCCAGCUUUUGACCGGUUGUGGCAAGCCUUGGUGCCGCAACACAUUCUGCAAGACCGGACGAACAAACUCUGGCGAAGGCGGUGCGAUGAGUACGAAGGAUGCUCUGCCGAUGAUCAAGCCGUUCGUGGAUGCUAGUAUUCUGCCUGCUGAAGCCAAGCCAUUGCACUUUUGUGUCGACGAAGCUAGUCAGACUAGAAGGACUCUAGCUGAACUGAUGAAGGAAGAGCAUGGCAUGAAGGGUGAAAUGUAUUCUCGACCUUGGUGCAUCGGUGCUCUGGAGGCAGAGAAUGGACAGGCGGACAAAGCGAGAGAGUGGCUUGGUAAUUGGGCGCCGACAAGAGCGGAGGAAGGUGCAUAA